Molecule: messenger RNA, 1128 nt
Organism: Mycena citricolor
Lineage: Eukaryota; Fungi; Basidiomycota; Agaricomycetes; Agaricales; Mycenaceae
Source: the annotation of a GenBank genome assembly
AUGUUUCUCAUGCUCAAAGUCCGGCCGAAGCUCGACAUCAACCCAGAAUACCUCUCUUCUUCGUCUGCCAUGGAUUCAGGUUCCCUCCCGCCGUCAGCCAUCGAACCCAUAAUCGAGGCUUACGCGCAGGGCAUCCGGCCCGCUUUCGCCUUUAUUCUGAUACCUGCCAUUUUCUCAGCCAUGCUCGUGCCUCUUCUCAUCAUGCUCUUCACGCUUUCCACUCCCCAGGUCCGCCGGGGACCCAUCUUCAUUCUCAACACAGCGGCGAUCUGCUUUGGCUUGACUCUCGGUGCGCUGAUCACCCAUCUUGCGGUCGGUAACCCGAUGUCUAGCGGAUGCCGCUCACGUUACCGCUCAGAUGGAAAGCGUUCUUUCACCAUUCCGCACAAACACCAAAGGCGAAGGUACCUCGUAUACGUGAUUCUGGACGCGUGGCUCCCCUGGAUCGCCGAAUCCGUCCUCCUUGUCCGAAUCUGGGCAGUGUUCCCCCGCGCGAAGCUUCCGUUUGUGCUGGCGUUCCCAGUACUUAUCAAGAUCGCGCGAAGCGUCGUCAACAUCCUCUUCAUCGUCGGCUGGGCAAAGGGUCUAUUCCAUCCUACGACAGUAAAUGAGCUGGAGGUCAUAAAACAGCUCAACCCGUUAUAUUUCAAAUUGGGGGCUAUCCUGGAACUUUUUGAUAAUGCAUACAUCUCAGGGCUAUUCCUCUGGCGACUCGCCCGGACCGGGCACGUAUUCAACGGCCAAGCGAUCGGCAGGCUUGCCCAUAAGCAAACCUACUCCGGACAUUUGGAAAACCUGUUUUGGAUUGCCAGCACAAAUUUCGUAUUCCCGAUAAUUAUCAGCGUGAUCGAAAUUGCCGCCAUAUACAGCGGCAACGUGGUCCUCGGCUCCUGUCUCAACCUGGUCAACUGUUACGUUGAAAUCAUCUCGACUGUCUUUGCCACCGUAUGGUCCUCUACGGCAUCCUUCGCAGAGGCGACCAGGAGCACUGCGUUCUCGACUACAAGCUAUGUACAGCCAAGACCGUUGCCUGAUCAGCCGAUAGAAUUGUUCAUGGACCGAGUCGUGACCGUCACAAUGGAUCCGCUGCCGGAUGAAGGACAGGAAGGAAAACCUGGUCCGGUGUAG